Cajanus cajan (pigeon pea) is the source of this 1372-nucleotide messenger RNA. RefSeq names its product peroxidase 12. Gene Ontology annotation, molecular function: heme binding; peroxidase activity. NCBI's taxonomy places the organism in Eukaryota, Viridiplantae, Streptophyta, Magnoliopsida, Fabales, Fabaceae. Gene Ontology annotation, biological process: hydrogen peroxide catabolic process; response to oxidative stress. The record is from RefSeq and is a predicted model, not a curated record.
AGAGAUAGCUGCUACAUCAGAAGACAUUACUUUUCCACACAUGAUCAUGGCUUCUAUUAUUUUUGGUAGGAGUGCUUUCCUCACCUUUCUUCUCAUCUGUACCUUUCUUUCUGUUUCCACCAUUAAAGUGUGUGAGGCACAAGCCAAGCCUCCUACAGCGAAGGGGCUAUCAUAUACCUUCUAUGAUAAAAGCUGUCCUAAGCUUGAAUCUAUCAUCAGAAAAGAACUCAAAAAGAUCUUCAAGAAUGACAUUGGUCAAGCUGCUGGCUUGCUUCGCCUUCACUUCCAUGACUGCUUUGUUCAGGGUUGCGAUGGGUCAGUUUUAUUGGAUGGAUCAGCAAGUGGGCCAAGUGAGAAAGAUGCACCACCCAACUUGACUUUGAGAGCUGAGGCCUUUAAAAUCAUCGAGGACCUUCGUAGUCUUCUGGAGAAGAGCUGUGGAAGAGUCGUCUCCUGUUCCGACAUCACUGCCCUCGCCGCGCGUGAUGCUGUUUUCCUCUCAGGAGGACCAGAGUACGAGAUUCCAUUGGGAAGAAGAGAUGGAUUAACCUUUGCCACAAGAAACGAUACACUGGCGAAUCUUCCACCACCCUCAAGCAACGCCACUACGAUCCUAGACUCGUUGGCUACAAAAAACCUAGACCCCACCGACGUGGUAGCCCUCUCAGGUGGGCACACCAUAGGCAUCAGCCACUGCAACUCCUUCUCCGACAGGCUAUUCCCCACCCAGGACCCAGUUAUGGACAAAACAUUCGGGAAAAACCUAAGACUCACGUGCCCCACCAACACCACCGUCAACACCACUGUCUUGGACAUUCGAUCCCCCAACACCUUCGACAACAAGUACUACGUUGACCUCAUGAACCGCCAGGGCCUCUUCAACUCCGACCAAGACUUGUACACUGAUAAGAGGACCAAAGGCAUUGUCACAAGCUUUGCCGUCAACCAGAGUCUGUUCUAUGAGAAGUUUGUGUUUGCUAUGCUCAAGAUGGGUCAGCUUAGCGUGUUGACGGGAACACAAGGGGAGAUUCGUGCCAAUUGCUCCGUUAGGAACACCGAUACCAAGUCCUUCUUGACCACUAUCGUGGGUGAUGUCGUGGAACAGAUAAUAGAAAUGUAACCGGGUCGUAUGUGUGUGUGCAUAUUCUGUGUGUUGUGGCCAUGAAUAAUAUUGGUAAACCCUUGCUUCUUGUUUAAUUUCGAGGGUUUUCGGAAGGAUGAUAAUUAAGGAAUCAUUGUCUAAUGUUCCUAGCUAGACGUUGUACUUCACUAAUAAUGGAAGGAGCUUAAUUACUGUCACAGUUUGGACUUUGGAAAAAUUAAAAAGCUAGCUGCUUCUGCUUGUAUUCUAUAUAAAUUUUUGUUAAAUAUG